This is a messenger RNA of Populus nigra (black poplar), 1278 nucleotides long. Its product is annotated as replication factor C subunit 3-like. Gene Ontology annotation, biological process: DNA repair; DNA-templated DNA replication. Gene Ontology annotation, molecular function: DNA clamp loader activity. Gene Ontology annotation, cellular component: DNA replication factor C complex; nucleus. The record is from RefSeq and is a predicted model, not a curated record. Lineage: Eukaryota; Viridiplantae; Streptophyta; Magnoliopsida; Malpighiales; Salicaceae. Bases 1 to 1278 code for a protein of 425 amino acids. The transcript has 11 exons.
AUGUCCACGCAACCAGACAAUUCUCUUGAUCAUCCUUCCGACACAAAAGAUAUUCAAUGUAUGAGAAAAUCAGAUGAGAACAGCAAGAGAAUGAGGACAGCUAAUUAUGAGCCAUUAAUGGUAACAGCAUGGGCAGCAUCACGUAGAAGCACUCAUUCGCCGGUUGCUAAAGGAGAGAGGCCUGAAGUAGGGCAUACUUUCAGCUGGGCGGAGAAAUAUCAGCCCAAGGCUUUGAAGGACUUUAUCUGUCACAGGGAGAAGGCUGAAUCCAUCCGGAGUACGGUAUGCCGUGGGCAUUACAAUCAUUGUAUAUUUGAAGGACCUCCAGGGGUAGGAAAGAGAACGAUGGCUCUAGCAAUGCUUAGAGAGUGUGCUGGAAUGGAUAUAACUGAGACAAAGGAGGAAAUCAGAGAAUUCGAUCUGAGUGGAAGCGGGCCAAUUUCUAACAUUCCUGUCAAAAUUGAAGUAUCUUCACAGCUCAUUCAGAUUGAUCUAUCUGAAAUAAGAUGGCAUGCUACAGAAGUAAUUUUGGAUCUACUCCAGGAAACAUAUAUAAACGGCCAAGCAAUUAUUGUAAACGAGGCAGAGCGUCUCUCUAAGGAUGCCCAACUCCGAAUCAAAAGCUUCCUACAGACUUAUAGAGGCCACUGCAAAGUCAUCUUCUGCUGCUAUGAUAUUUCCAGGCUCCACGAUCUCAGUCCCCUCUGCAUGGUUAUUCCACUCCUUCCACCUUCAGAUGAACUGAUUGUUGAAGUACUGCAUUUCAUUGCUAAAAAACAAGACAUUGAAUUACCUGACCAGUUAGCCAACAACAUAGCAGAGAAGUCCAAACGUUGCCUUCAGCAAGCCAUUCGUUCAUUUGAGGCCACCUGGCAUUCGAAUUAUCCCUUUAAAGAAGAACAACUGGUUUUGACUGGCUGGGAAAAAGAAAUUGCAGACAUUGCUACAAGUAUAAUUGAAGAGCAAAGCUCUAAACGGUUGUUUCUUUUCAGACAAAAGCUUCAAAUUCUGUUGCAGCACAAUUUGUGUCCCCAAUUUACAUUAGUGGAAGAACUAAAGAGGCAUUUGGAUGACCGAAUUCAAAGGCAAAUCGGAGUCUUUACCCAGACAUACAACGAUGAUAAUGAAGACCUCUGUAUUGAAAGAAAGAAAAUGAGAAACCAAGAAGAGUUAUUUUGUGGGCAAAUGAGAACAACGGUUGCCGGGUUUAUGAGGAUAGAAGAAUUUGUAGCUAAGUUCAUGAGCUUUUACAAGUACAACGGGAUAAAACAAGGUUGA